UUCUCUCACUCUCACUCUUGCUGGAGGCACACCAAUACCAGUCUGCGGAGAAGAAAAAGCUCAGAACUACCUUAAGGAAUUAAGACAACAUGCGCAAUCCUUGCCUUUCAUAGUGAUCACUAUUUAAACCUGCCAAAAGCACCAGCCUUUGCAAGGAUGGAGUCUGUAAAACAAAGGAUUUUGGCCCCUGGAAAAGAGGGGCUAAAGAAUUUUGCUGGAAAAUCCCUCGGCCAGAUCUACAGGGUGCUGGAGAAGAAGCAGGAAGCCGGCGAGACCAUUGAGCUGACAGAGGAUGGGAAGCCGCUGGAGGUGCCAGAGAAGAAGGCGCCCCUGUGCGACUGCACGUGCUUCGGCCUUCCACGUCGUUACAUCAUCGCCAUCAUGAGCGGCCUGGGCUUCUGCAUCUCCUUCGGCAUACGCUGCAAUCUUGGCGUGGCCAUCGUGGACAUGGUCAACAACAGCACCAUCCACCGCGGGGGCAAGGUCAUCAAGGAGAAAGCCAAAUUCAACUGGGACCCAGAAACCGUGGGGAUGAUCCACGGUUCCUUCUUUUGGGGCUACAUCAUCACUCAGAUUCCUGGAGGCUACAUCGCGUCUCGGCUGGCGGCCAACAGGGUUUUUGGAGCUGCCAUACUUCUCACCUCUACCCUCAAUAUGCUAAUUCCAUCGGCAGCCAGAGUGCACUAUGGAUGUGUCAUCUUUGUGAGAAUCUUGCAAGGACUUGUAGAGGGUGUCACCUACCCAGCAUGUCAUGGCAUUUGGAGUAAGUGGGCUCCUCCUCUAGAAAGGAGUAGAUUGGCAACCACCUCCUUUUGCGGUUCCUAUGCUGGAGCUGUAAUAGCAAUGCCUUUAGCUGGCAUCCUUGUACAGUAUACUGGCUGGUCUUCAGUGUUUUAUGUAUAUGGAAGCUUUGGGAUGGUCUGGUACAUGUUUUGGCUUUUGGUGUCUUAUGAGAGCCCUGCAAAACAUCCUACUAUCACAGAUGAAGAACGUAGGUACAUAGAAGAAAGCAUUGGAGAGAGUGCAAAUCUUUUAGGUGCAAUGGAAAAGUUCAAGACUCCAUGGAGGAAAUUUUUUACAUCUAUGCCAGUGUAUGCAAUAAUCGUUGCAAAUUUCUGCAGAAGCUGGACUUUUUAUCUAUUGCUUAUUAGUCAGCCAGCAUAUUUUGAGGAAGUCUUUGGAUUUGAAAUUAGCAAGGUUGGCAUGCUGUCUGCUGUGCCACACUUAGUAAUGACAAUUAUCGUGCCUAUUGGAGGGCAAAUUGCAGAUUUUUUGAGAAGCAAGCAAAUCCUUUCAACUACAAUGGUGAGAAAGAUUAUGAAUUGUGGUGGUUUUGGCAUGGAAGCCACAUUGCUUCUAGUUGUUGGCUAUUCUCAUACUAGAGGUGUAGCAAUCUCUUUCUUGGUCCUUGCAGUGGGAUUCAGUGGAUUUGCUAUAUCUGGUUUCAAUGUUAACCAUUUGGAUAUUGCUCCAAGAUAUGCAAGCAUCUUAAUGGGUAUUUCCAAUGGUGUUGGCACAUUGUCCGGCAUGGUUUGCCCUAUCAUCGUUGGUGCAAUGACCAAGAAUAAGUCACGUGAAGAGUGGCAAUAUGUCUUUCUCAUCGCUGCCCUGGUUCACUAUGGUGGAGUUAUAUUUUAUGCGAUAUUUGCCUCUGGAGAGAAGCAACCCUGGGCAGAUCCUGAGGAAACAAGUGAAGAAAAAUGUGGAUUUAUCCAUGAAGAUGAACUUGAUGAAGAAACAGGGGACAUUACUCAAAAUUAUAUAAAUUAUGGUACCACCAAAUAUUAUGGGGCCACCACACAGGCGAAUGGAGGUUGGCCCAAUGGUUGGGAAAAGAAAGAAGAAUUUGUACAGGAAGAGGUACAAGACUCUUAUACCUAUAAGGACCGAGAUGAUUAUUCAUAACAAAACUAAUUGCUGGAUUUAUUUUUGGUGUUUGUGAUUAAAUUAAUUGUGAUUGCACAAGAGUUUCAAAAAUGUGGUAUAAACAUAUACACAUAUCAACCAAGCAA
Molecule: messenger RNA, 2012 nt
Organism: Ochotona princeps (American pika)
Lineage: Eukaryota; Metazoa; Chordata; Mammalia; Lagomorpha; Ochotonidae
Gene: SLC17A6
Product: solute carrier family 17 member 6
Exons: 12
Coding region: 157-1905 (582 amino acids)
Biological process (GO): synaptic transmission, glutamatergic; transmembrane transport; regulation of synapse structure or activity
Cellular component (GO): excitatory synapse; synaptic vesicle membrane
Molecular function (GO): L-glutamate transmembrane transporter activity; neurotransmitter transmembrane transporter activity
Source: RefSeq, a predicted model, not a curated record